Anopheles funestus (African malaria mosquito) is the source of this 6814-nucleotide messenger RNA. It is a transcript of the gene drongo, whose product is annotated as arf-GAP domain and FG repeat-containing protein 1. The transcript has 8 exons. The record is from RefSeq and is a predicted model, not a curated record. Lineage: Eukaryota; Metazoa; Arthropoda; Insecta; Diptera; Culicidae. Bases 812 to 3283 code for a protein of 823 amino acids. Gene Ontology annotation, molecular function: GTPase activator activity.
ACAGCAGUGCGAAUGGAAUUCAACGCAAAGUAUUUCGUACGCGCUACGCCAUUUGAACUACGUAACACAAAUUGAAUUACAGUUCCGUGUGCUUUGUGCUAAGUUUUGCGCUUUCGUCUUGUUGGUUUGAGCUGUCAAGUGGCAAAAUUCAAAGGUGGUGCAGGCGAUUGAAGAAAGUCUCUGUUUGACCGGACUUAGUGCAGUGCGUGCAGGGUGAAAAAAGAGAAAGCCGUCCUCGUCAGAUGCAAGAAGUUGUCGUGGUUCUCGUAAAUUAAAGCAAAAAGCAAUCCUCAUUGCCAUCUGUAUACGGGCGGGUUGUAAAUUUGUCCAGUAAAGCAUUAGGUGUUGUCCUUUUUUGUUGUGUUUUUCUGGUGUUGUUUCUGUGCCGUCAGUGAAUCCGUGCGUGCGUGCGUGCGUGCGUGCGAGAAAAGAGAAAUGAAAAAUGCAGUGCUUUUCCGUGGUCCACAGUGAGCAUUGUUAGUGUGAAUAAAUAAUACGUAUCUAAAAUCUUUUCGGAGCUUUUCGCAUCAGCACGGUUAAUGCUCAAAGUGCAAAGAAAGAGCCAACCACAAAUAAAAAAGAAAGAAUAAUUUAAUUGUCGAACCUCAGCGAGGCGGAGGUGAAAUUUAGGCCGCUAUCAUCAUCUUCCCCAUCAGCCGGAAGUGGUCAAGUCACUGUGCUGUUGAUAGGCGGCAGUGAGGGCACCUAGUGGAACGCAGUGAAGGUUUUGUUUUACAGCACGGGGGCACACAAAUAAAACGCAGUCAGCUUUACAGAGAGAAACAACCGGACAGCAAAAAGCAGAGCAACGAUGGCCCUGGUGCGGAAGAAACUCGAUGACAAAAUACUGAAAACGUUGCGAGAGCUGGUAGGCGUUGGUGGUAACAAAGAAUGCUUCGAUUGUGGCCAGAAAGGGCCUACUUACAUCAACAUGACUAUCGGUUCGUUCGUCUGCACCAGCUGCUCCGGCAUACUAAGAGGAAUUACACCGCCACAUCGCGUAAAAUCGAUUUCUAUGGCCACCUUCACCCAGGAGGAAAUCGAAUUUUUGAAGCAGAACGGUAACGAUAACUGCAGCCGAACUUGGCUGGGUCUUUGGGAUCCGAAGCGUGCAAUCAAGCAGGAGCAUCGAGAUUUUAUGAUAGACAAAUACGAAAGGAAAAGAUAUUACCUGGAGCCUGCUAGUCCACUGAAAUCGCUGCCCACGAACGCAUCGAGCUCGUUGACAUCACUGUCGGGAGGCAGCAGUAAGAAUGCCAAUGAAAGUUUAGUUCCUCUCAAAACGCCAACGCUAACGCCUCCGGCAACACUGCGACUGAAUCGUACCAACUCCGGCUCGUGUAAUGGACUGAACAACGUGAACACAUCAUCGUCAUCAUUGCCCGGUGCAAUGGGUGUCGGUGCACAAUUUCAGCAGCAAUUUACGCCCGACGAUUCUGGCUUUUUUGGUUCCGAACCGCCAAAAAUUCUGCCACCAACACCGCAGAAGAACCACAUGCUGCAGCGAAAGAAUGGCAUCAAGAUCAAGCAACCGUCCAAUGGAUUGCCGCCGACGUAUGGACGUAACCAGAAGAAUGGUUUACUCAACAGCAGCACCGCGGGCGGUCUCUCGGGAAGUAGCGGUGACAUUAAUGCCAAUAAGUUUACACCAGAUGCGGACUUUGUAGCUGACUUUGGUAGCGCAACAAUUGUGAACAACGUCAGCAACGGGGGUAGCCAUUAUGGGAGUACUAGUAGCUUGAAGAAUGGCCACAGCAACAGCGACAAUGGAGUUGGGUUGUACGCACAGCAUAACGGUAAUUACGAGAAGACAUCAACCAGGGAGAUGGAAAACUUUGCCGACUUCGACCACAAUCCCAUCUUUAACUCAGCAGAAAACAUGAAGUCAUACUUCAGCAGCAAUAGCAUUGACAGCAGCACUACGACAAGCGUUAGUAGCACGGCCAGCGUGCAAAGCUUGUCCGGUCCCGAUCCGUUUGCAAACUUUUACUCAAAUACUGUCGCUGGUAAUACUAAUUGCGGUAGCAACUCCACGGGAUCUACCGCCGGCACGCCAACAGCCUCAUCGGGUUCAGCAUCCACUGGACCGUCGGUUCGCGGUGUUGGCUACACAUGUAUCUCACCGGAAGAUAACACGCAUGCAAAGGUCCACACGAACUAUGGAUUUGGUAACACUUUCACCACCGGUGAGUCGUGUUAUGCGACCAACGAGUGUAUCAUCAACGGUGGCUCCGGUGCUGGAUCCGGUUACGCUAAUCAAAAUUAUACCCUACCUUGGGGAAACAGUAAUGGUACGCAACCGGAUUUCAACUUAACGAGGUAUGCUGGAAGCACAAAUCAAUUGAAUAAUAAUGUCAGCAACGACAGUACCCAACACGAUACCGUACAGUGGAACUUUUGGCAACAGUUUGGCAACAACUGUUGUUGGUCGGCAGAUGAUCGUGUUCAGCAGCAGCAGCAACGGUUCCGCAAUAGUAGCGCUCAACAGAUGAUGAGCCCCCAGCAUCAUCAUGCAGCAGUGAACCAAGUGAAAAGUUACUCAGAUCAAAACCGGUGGAGUCUUCCAAUGCCGGUUGGAUCGAACAUUUCCGCUAGCAAACAGAGCAAUGGCAAAAGCAGUAGCACUUCCGUUCAUUCAACGCCGUCCGUUGACCGAUACGCUGCACUGAAGGAUCUGGACGAUCAGUUCCGGGAGAUAAAGUUAGAGCAGCAAGCAGAAGCAAACAACAACACAAUAACAUCCAACGGACUAGGAAAUGCGGCCAGCAUAAACGAUUCUAUUACACCAACUUCCUCGGCAAAUCCGUUCAAAACGGCUAAUCCGUUCCAGUCGCAGCAGCAACAUCAACAUGCACAACAACAAACGAUGGCUUGGCCAAUCAAUGGCAUUAACGGUACGUCACCGGAUGUACGACAUCAGGCGGCAUCAGCGGUAGCAACGAAUGGCAACGGUUUCUAUGCUACGUCACCGUACCAAGGAGGGUUUGCUCAUGGCGCAAGCUCACAGCUCUACAAUGGCAAUGUUGUCAAUGGAACUACGAUCGCAGGCAUGAGUUAUCUUCCUCCGGCGGGCUACCAUCCCAAUGGUAACGGAUAUUCCGGAAUGUCGGGAGUAAAUGGUGUUAUGAUGGGAGGCCAGUUUAAUGCGACAACGAAUGGUGGUGUUUCGAUGUUGAACAACGUUUCCGGCGUCACCAAUCCGGUUCAUCAUUUUGGAAACUUUGGAAAUCCGUUCAUGGCUGCUGGUACUACAGCGGGAAACUCGAAUAAUCCUUUCUUAUGAGUAGCUUCAUAAGAAGACGUGUAUAGAUAGUGAAUUAUACAUUUUACAAGAAAAUGUUUGGAUGUGUGUUUAUGACGCUUUUUUGUGUUUUACAUAGAAAGUGUUUUAAUGCUUCGACUUGUGUUACAGUUACAGAACAGAAAAUAGCGAAAUGAACCGAUACACAACUAUGUGUAAGAAAGCGAGCAAGAGCGAAAGGGAAAUGCAUGUUAGAAUGCAGGAGCAGAUUGUAUAUAGAUUUUAAUUUAAAUUAACUAAACAGAAUAACUAACUGAUACAUUCAACGUAUAGAUUUUACCGAAAUCCUAAGGUAUGAAUUGCUUCAAUGCAAACCUUUUAUUUAACCCAUGACAUAUUAGUGGGCAUGACAGUUAUACCAUUGGAAAACAGGCACAGCAUUGGCGUACGAAUCCGUUGAUUGGCAGUACACUAUACGGUAGAAUCAUCGUACGAAUGAAAUAUGGGUGAAGAAGAAAACGAGAACAAAAUCAUUUAAACUGCACAAGGUUUCAUUUUCUUGGAGGUUUCUUCUGGCAUUUGUGAGGAAGUGAUAUGCAGUCCAGCAUCUGUAAGGAGUGAAGGUGUAAAAUGUUCUACGUAGAAAUGUGUGAAAAUUCUGCAAACCCGAUUUUGAGAAUCAUUCAAAAUGGGAUAUUCGUGCGGAUGAAAACACCGGCUGCAGGGUUUAUCCAUUUCAGAGUAACUGUCACAGCGUGUAGAGACGGUAGCGGGUGUUCAAACGUUGGCUAUAAAUGCAGCGAUUUUCGGUUAAUUUUUAAACAAAAAUUAAAACACGAAAGAAUGCACCAAAAAAUAUGCGAUAACAUGUAUAGCGACGGGACAUUGCUGCUAAACUAAUUUUUUUGCAAAGAUAGGGUACUGUAAUUUAUAGUAACUGUCACGGUUUUAUUAAAACGGAGAACGCCUUAGCGCAGAUAACUAUUUAACGAACAAAACUAACGAUCAAAUCGAACAACCCCUUCUGUGUUGAUUAAAACAUCUAUAAUAAAAACGAACCCUUUACGUCGAAUUCUUUAAACUAUGCAACAACAGUUCCGAAAUCGCAUAUUCUGUAAACUAUUCAACGUACAGAAUACGUAUCGAGAUGUGUAUGUCAAUAAUGGUUGUAAAAAUCGAACAAAGAGAAGCAAACAUGUCAAAUAUUUUAUGCUUACAAUUCGUGACACAUACAAGAAAAGUGAUAAAGUACAGAAGUAUUAAUGCUAAAUUUUAAGCCAUUUUCUGUCCUCAUUAAAUCUACUCCAGCUCCAGCGAUUACGUAUGCUACAUACGCCACGUCAAAUGAACGAAAAUAGCAAACAGAUCGAUCUAAAGCUUGUUAAAUACAGCACACAGAACAUUUUUAGACAGGUAGUUUUCUCUCUUCUUAAAGAAUAUUAAACUAGCGACAUAUGAGUGAGUGGUAUAAUAAAAACUAUGGUCUUCAAUUGCAAGUAAAACGAAAACAAAAUAAGACGUGCUCAAUGGAAUAGAUUUAUGAACGAUAGUUUGCCUUUUUUGUAAAGCCACUAUUAAAAAUUGGCGUACAGCACCUUCCAUCCGGGUGCAACUAAACGGAAUAGCAAGAAAAUUAUUCUGAUCUGAAAGAUUGAAAUUUUAGCAUGAAUGAACGUUCAGCAGCUGUUGAAUAAAAGCCUGCGGGCAAAAUCAAAGAAAACGCUUAUGUGGCCUUACAUAAACAAAGAACGAAAAUGAAAGUUACAUAAAUGUGUUGUAUGUUAAAUUUAAAUCUACAUCAAAACAAAAAGUAUCAAUUAGAUAAAGUGCUGCAUUCAAAACCAGCUCGACAACACCAAGCGCAGUACCUAUAAGAGUUGAACUUAUCGCUUCAACAACGGUAGCUUAAACGACGGUAUAUAAAGGGUUUAGGUGUAGCGAAAGUUUACUCUAAAAAAGAUUGCCAAGUGCAAAACAUAUGUAUCACUACAGGCAUUGUUUUAAACAUAUUUUCAUCGCUCUAAAUCGAUGCCGUUUUACUAACUAUCAUUGAGGAAAACUAUUAUCAUCUACCUUCACAAUGGCGUCAGCAAAGUCUUUACUCGAACAUCUAAAUUAUGACCUGCAUAAGAAAAGGUAGACGGCAAGUGUAACUAGUAAGUAAGAAAAACAAAACAAAAAGAUAAUGUUGAUUUCUAUCCAUUAAUCAAUAUACUUCCUGGACAAAGGUCUAAAUCUUAUAAGUGAUACCAAGCAAAUGUGAAAAUGUGUUUGGAGAUGAAACAUUCGCCUUCUAAUAUAUAAUCAGUGAAAACAAUUUAGCGAACGAUCUAAAUCAAAAGAGUAAUUAAAGCACAGGAGAUGAAAAUAAGAAAGUUUGAAAUACUAGGGAGUAGUAGCCUAAAACAAAAGUAGUAAAUAUUUGAAGCUGCUUGUUAUACCUGUCUACAUUGCCACCAACGUCUGUGAGAGUGUUAAGAACAAUGUUUUACUUGCAAUGCAGUGUAUGUUUGUUCAUGUGUUAUGCUUUACUAAUGCACAAGCAAACAUUCGCUUGCACGCACGCUGUGUUGAAGUUUUAUUCGAGUGGACGAAACUUAUGACUCUGGAUAGUCGAAGUCUGAAUAGAGAAAGUAAGCGUCUGAAUAUGGGAGUUCGGACAAGAGUUUGAACAAACAUAACAGGAUACACUCUUUCUCUUAAGAUAGAAGAAGAAGUGUGAACGAAAACGAGAAUGUAAUAAACAUAGUGCUUUUCAUUGCCUAAGUUAGAUAUGCGAACAGUGUGGGGGAUUGAACACGUAUAUUGUAGGAGCUAUAUAUCAAAAGAUUAGUAGAGUGCAUUGCAUCUAUUGUGCCUUAAUUUGCAUAAACUCUUGCUUCAUCGCGUUGUCGGAUGAUCUUUACUGUAGCGCCGUAUGUUCGAUCGUUUCCUAUAUGUUCUUAUACGUGUUGUAGCAUCAAAACGAAGAUCUACACCGACGAAAAAAAACGCAGGAUGGUGGGAGUGAAGGGUCGAGUCGGAAUCCGUCCUGUAAGCAUUGGUUUAGCGCCACUGCGCUUCUAUCAGUUUGCACAGCUGUGUCUAACUACUGAAUGGAAAUUUUUAAAUUGUUCGCGCCCUUACUAUUACUACUUGCAUCGAUACAGGCCACCCAUAUGGUGAUACGCAUACGUGCGAGGCGAAGGGUUUGCAGUUGUGUGUAGAUGAAUGUAGCGGUAUCAAACAAAUGAACAAAUUGUUGUGAAAAUUGUACGUUUAUGCCAGUACUGGUUGAAUGAUUUUAACUCAAUAUCAAUUAAAAACAGUUUAAAGAAGUACCAUAGCGUUCUAGCAUAAUAAAGUAAAACGUUAUUAUUAUUAUAUCCAUAUAUAUAUGCAUCGCAAACAAAGCAAAUGGUUAAUUAACCUGAUAAUACCAAUCUGUAGCGUAGUGAUAAAAGUAGUAGCGUAGUUCCGCGGUGAAAUCAGGCGCGAUUCAUCUUCAUAUACAUAGUUUUAUGCGCUAACUAUGUUUCAAAGGUCGUAAAAUAAAGAAAAAUACUAUUUAAUAUUUAUUAGGUGACACACUUA